Ilyonectria robusta is the source of this 726-nucleotide messenger RNA. Its product is annotated as 14-3-3 family protein epsilon. The coding region runs from base 1 to 726 and encodes 241 amino acids. Gene Ontology annotation, cellular component: cytoplasm. Gene Ontology annotation, biological process: signal transduction. The record is from RefSeq and is a predicted model, not a curated record. Lineage: Eukaryota; Fungi; Ascomycota; Sordariomycetes; Hypocreales; Nectriaceae. The transcript is spliced from 4 exons.
AUGCAGCGUAAGAACCAGAUUUUCCUCGCUCGCCUUUGUGGCCAGGCUGAGCGCUACGAUGAUAUGGUCCCCUUUCUGAAGGAAGUCGUCAAGACGGGUAGUGAGCUGAGUGUCGAUGAGCGGAACCUUCUCACCACUGCUUUUAACAACGUGUUCGGCACCCGCCGUGCCAGCUGGCGCAUUAUCUCCUCGAUCGAGCAAAACGAGUUAAGGGGUAAUGAGACGCAUACUACUACUAUACGUGGAUACCGCAUUAAGAUUGAGAAUGAGCUCGAGAAGAUCUGCCGGGACGUCUUGGAUCUGCUAGACGGGAGCCUGAUUCCCAAUGCCAGUACUGGCGAGUCGAAGGCCUUAUAUUACAAGAUGAAGGGUGACUACAGCCGUUACCUAGCCGGGUUCGUGUCGGGUGAGGAGCACAAUCUUGCAGUUACCUCUGCAUACAAGGCCUACAAGAUUGCUGCCAAUGUUGCUCAAACAGAGUUCACGGCCACUCACCCAUUGCGGCUGGGCUUGGCUCUCAACUUCUCUGUCUUCUACUACAAAAUUCUGGAUUCACGCGAUCUUGCCCGGCGUCUUGCGAAGCAUGCUUUUGAUGAUGCCAACGCCGAGCUCGAUGCCCUGACCGAGGAGCCUGAUGGCGACAGCAUCCUCAUCAUGCAACUCCUUUGUGACAACCUGACCCUUUGGGCGUCUUCAGACAGUGAUAAGCCUGAAGGCAUCCGUUGA